GCAUCAGCGCAUGUGUAUACAGAGGGUAUAGGUUACGUUUUUACAUACAUUUAUAUUUAUAUCAUUUAUAUAUAAUACAUAUAUACAUUUGCAUAAAUAAAUAAAAAAUAAAUUUAAAUAAAUAUAUAUGUACAUUUACAUAUAAUAACAAAAUAUGAGUGACUGUCUAGUAAUUAAUUAUUUGUGUAUUAUUUAAAUUUUUUAAUUACAAGAUAUUUAUUUAUUGACAAAAGAUAAGUUUUAAUUAUUAAUAAUAACAAUAAAUAUACAUAUAUAUUUAAAUAUAUAUAUAUUUAAAAAAUGGCAGAUAACCACAGCGAUAGUAACAAUAAUUUUAAUGGUAUUCUACCUCUGCGGGAAAGUUUGAUAAAUACAGCAGUUAAAUUUUUGAGAAACCCGCAAGUGUCAUCGAGCUCUUCGAACAAAAAAUAUAUAUUUUUAAAAAAUAAGGGUCUCACGGAUGAGGAAAUAAAAAAGUCAUUUGAACUCGCGGCAGCAGCACUUCCAGUUGAUAAUAAAAAUGAAUUUACUGCAAUAUCUAUUCCUUCCUAUAAUAAUAAUAAUAAUAAUUAUGUUAGUAGUAAUUAUUUAAUACAACAACCAAAGUGGAUUUAUAUUAUCAAAGAAUUUUUUAAUGUUACCGCCUUUAUCGGGACUACUUUUUACUGCAUUUACUGGUGUUACAAGAAAUUUAUCGAGCCAUUUUUAUUCAAACGUAAGCCUCCAUCAAAACCUGACGACAGUAACGAAAUAAUUCUGAAAGACGUCAAAGAAAUGAAGGAGUCCAUAGCCAACGUUGAAGAAAACGUAAACAAACUAACGUGCAAUCACACACCGGACCCAACAGUUCCACAACUGAUACAAGAAUUGAAACAAGACUUAGCUAGUUUAAAAGGUCUACUAUUAUCCCGCAAACAAUUUCCAAGUGCGCCGCCUUCGAUUCCUACCUGGCAGCUGGAUGACGCCUCGAAUCAGAAUCGCGAAAAAACAACCGAAGACGAUGCCGCGAGUGGCAGCAGCGCAAAUAAUUCUGACAGUUCACUAGAAAUGAUACGGGAAGACCCCAAAUAAAUUUCUUUUAUUAUCAUAUAUAUUAUAUAUAUAUAUAUACUUAUUGAUAAAUUAAUGAACAAUAGUUAUGUCGAUCACCAAAAAUAAACCCGACCCAAUAAAAUAAAUUUUUUUUAUACUUUUAAUAAAAUUAUUUAAUUUUUUUUUUUUAUUUAAAACAAAUUUUAGUUCUGUAGUCAAAGUUUUGAAUUUAAAAAUUCAAAUUUACGCGGGAAUUGUAGAUAAUAAAAAUGAUGGUUUUUUUAUG
This is a messenger RNA of Microplitis mediator, 1318 nucleotides long. RefSeq names its product peroxisomal membrane protein PEX14 (gene Pex14). Gene Ontology annotation, cellular component: peroxisomal importomer complex; peroxisomal membrane. The record is from RefSeq and is a predicted model, not a curated record. Gene Ontology annotation, biological process: protein import into peroxisome matrix, docking. Lineage: Eukaryota; Metazoa; Arthropoda; Insecta; Hymenoptera; Braconidae. The transcript is spliced from 3 exons. Gene Ontology annotation, molecular function: signaling receptor binding. The coding region runs from base 301 to 1071 and encodes 256 amino acids.